CAGGACCCUGCAUUCACUAUAUCCCGUCUCCCCGGACCCUGCAUUCACUAUAUCCUGUCCCCCCGGACCCCGCAUUCACUAUAUCCCGUCCCCCCGGACCCCGCAUUCACUAUAUCCCGUCCCCCCAGACCCCGCAUUCACUAUAUCCCGUCCCCCCGGACCCCGCAUUCACUAUAUCCUGUCCCCCCCGGACCCCGCAUUCACUAUAUCCCGUCUCCCCGGACCCCGCAUUCACUAUAUCUGGUCUCCCCCGGACUCCGCAUUCACUAUAUCUGGUCUCCCACAAACUCUGCAUUCCCUAUAGCCGGUCUCCCCGGACCCCGCAUUCACUAUAUUUGGUCUCCCCGGACCCCGCAUUCACUAUAUUUGGUCUCCCUGGACCCAGCAUUCACUAUAGCCGGUCUCCCCGGACCCCGCAUUCACUAUAGCCGGUCUCCCCGGACCCCGCAUUCACUAUAGCCGGUCUCCCCGGACCCCGCAUUCACUAUAUCUGGUCUCCCAGGACCCCGCAUUCACUAUAGCCGGUCUCCCCCGGGCCCCGCAUUCCCUAGAGCCGGUCUCCCCGGGCCCCGCAUUCCCUAGAGCCGGUCUCCCCGGGCCCCGCAUUCCCUAGAGCCGGUCUCCCCGGGCCCCGCAUUCCCUAGAGCCGGUCUCCCCGGGCCCCGCAUUCCCUAGAGCC
Messenger RNA from Staurois parvus, 679 nucleotides. The record is from the annotation of a GenBank genome assembly. Lineage: Eukaryota; Metazoa; Chordata; Amphibia; Anura; Ranidae.